AUGACGCCGCUCCUCUUCUGUCUGCUCCUAGCGCUGCAGCGCGUUGCAGCCGAUGACGAUUCGGAUUCCGAUUCCAACGCAAGGUGCAACACCAAUGCGAACAUUACAUCCCAAGCCGAUGCAGACUCUAUCGGCUCCUGUCAAACCGUCCGCGGUAGUGUGACCAUCAAGAACUCUACGAGUGGGACUAUCAACCUCCACGGAGUUCAGGAAAUCCAGGGCCCUCUCACAGCUGACGGAACUUCGAACCUCAAUUCCUUGAUAGCGUCGGACCUGAAGACCAUCACUGGAACAUUGACCGUGGCGAGCAAUGAUGCGCUCAAUCAGAUCUCAAUGUCCAAUUUACAGACCGUUGGAGGAGACAUCAAGGUGGAGAACAAUCGAAAUCUGAAAGAUUUGUCUUUCAAUGGCCUGGAUGAGAUCAGAGGGGGGCUGACAGUUUUCGGCGAUCUCAAUCGAAUCUCGUUCUCGAACCUUGAUGCCGUUCGGGGACCGACAACAAUCCAUAGCUCAGGCACCUUCAACUGCUCAAGUUUGGAUAGUCAACGGUCUGGAGAAGACAAUGUAUUCCAAAGCUCGUACUCCUGCACGACCGGCGAAAGAAACAAGUCAUCCAGCAGCGAUGGACUCAGCACCGGUGCGAAAGCCGGAAUCGCCGUGGCAGUGGUGAUCGUCGUCCUGCUUAUUUUCUUCUUCCUUUGGCUGUUCAUCCGCCGUCGCAAGCGCCAGCAGAAUCGACGGACAGAAAAAGUAGUACCAGCAGUUGCCACAACGCCAACACCAGCUCCCAGCGGCCUUGCUACCAAGACAGAAAAGCCGACUCCAGAACCCACGCCUCCCCCAGAGGACGUGGAGAGGAGUAUCCCCCGAAAACCACUAUCGCCCCUACCGGUCGCACACGCGAGAUCCUCAGUCCUAGCAUCUUUGCUCCCCGGGUCCGAGAGAAUGUCUGUUCCUGCGACAUUACUUCCUGGGUCCGGUCCAUCAUCCUCGGCCUCUGUGUCCCACCGGAGAGUCACUUCCGAUCCCACGCUAUUUUUACAUCAUAUAGUACCCCCAGCGCCACGGCCUCCCCCGUCCGAGAUGGAUGUGCCGAUGCUAAACAGCGGGAAUGUAUACGAGGUGGGGACCGGUAAAACAAGGCCCCAAACGCCUGUAUAUGAGCUGGAUGGAGGAGGAAUGAGCAAUCACCAGCAGCCGAUCAACCACGAAUAA
Messenger RNA from Aspergillus thermomutatus, 1215 nucleotides. Its product is annotated as putative GPI-anchored cell wall protein Pst1. The coding region runs from base 1 to 1215 and encodes 404 amino acids. NCBI's taxonomy places the organism in Eukaryota, Fungi, Ascomycota, Eurotiomycetes, Eurotiales, Aspergillaceae. The record is from RefSeq and is a predicted model, not a curated record. The transcript is spliced from 3 exons.